CCGUUAGGCCUCGUGGGCUUAGGGGAGGCGGCCAGUGCGCGGCGCUCACCUCCCGCUGCCGCCUAGCGCGCUGGGAAGCCUGACAGCGGAGGUGUCGCAAAAGCGUCGCGAAGCCGUCCGCCCUUGGCGGCUCCUUGCCACCUGUAUAAGCGGAGCGUGCAGGGGUUUGAAAACUGGUAUGGAAACAGCUGUGGCCGAGGUUCCCCGCGAUUGCUGGGACUCCAUGGAGAAACGGUUCUUCGGUGUCCUGGGCUGCUGAACUCUCGCCGCCUGCGUUCCCGCGGCGCAGCCAUAGGGCCAUGCUGGCCUCGCGUGUGGUGCGCGGCUGGUGGGGGGUCCUGCGCGGCGCAGCCGGGGCGUCGGGGGCGCGGCCGGGCCGGGGGCGCACCCGAGGGGCCCUGCUGCCGCCCGCGCCCUGCUGCCUGGGCUGUCUCGCGGAGCGUCGGUGGCUGCGCCCGGCCGCGCUCGGUCUACGGCUGCGUGGGGCCGGCCCGCGGAACCACUGCUCGGGCGCGGGGAAGGCGGCCCCCGGGCCGGCUGCCGGACGGGGCGCCGCCGCCGAGGUCCCCGGCGGCCAGUGGAGCCCGGCGACUGCGGCCAGCCUGUAUGAAAACCCAUGGACAAUCCCAAAUAUGUUGUCAUUGACAAGAAUUGGCUUGGCCCCAGUUCUGGGCUAUUUGAUUAUUGAAGAAGAUUUUAAUAUUGCACUAGGAGUUUUUGCCUUAGCUGGGCUAACUGAUUUGUUGGAUGGAUUUAUUGCUCGAAACUGGGCCAAUCAAAAAUCAGCUUUGGGAAGUGCUCUUGAUCCACUUGCUGAUAAAAUACUUAUCAGUAUCUUAUAUGUUAGCUUGACCUAUGCAGAUCUUAUUCCAGUUCCACUUACUUAUAUGAUAAUUUCAAGAGAUGUAAUGUUGAUUGCUGCUGUUUUUUAUGUCAGAUAUCGAACUCUUCCAACACCGAGAACACUUUCUAAGUAUUUCAACCCUUGCUAUGCAACUGCUAGGUUAAAACCAACAUUCAUCAGCAAGGUAAACACAGCAGUCCAGUUAAUCUUGGUGGCAGCUUCUUUGGCAGCUCCAGUUUUCAAUUAUGCUGAUAGCAUUUAUCUUCAGAUGCUGUGGUGUUUUACAGCUUUCACCACAGCUGCAUCAGCGUACAGUUAUUACCAUUAUGGUCGGAAAACUGUUCAGGUGAUAAAAGGCUGAUGAAAGUCAUCCCAUCACCAUUAGCAAGGAAGCAAUAUACGUCAUUGGCAGCAGGUCCCGUGGAAAUCCACAGGAGUUUCCCAGUUUGGGUGUUCAGCUUGAAAAAGGACCUGUCAAAACAAACCAUGUCAUCAAAAUUUAAGUAAUGUGCUUUGAAAAUAAGCUUGAUCAUGGGCAUAUGCAGAAUUUCCAAUGUAUUUUUAAAUACGAAUACAACUAAAAUUUAGAAUUUGUAAUCUUAGGUUUCUUGAUUAAUUUAUGAGAGAUCAAUUAUUCUAAUUAUUGUCAGUCAAUUUUUAUAUGUUUUUUAAAAACAUACUCCAGAGUAUGGAAACUGAAGAAUUCACACACCUCUCUUUAAAUAGAAUUUACAUUGCUUGCAAAGCACUAGGGAAUUUCCUGUCUUUAAAUAUAUAUAUUCUACACAAUUUGGCUUAGCUUACAUUUUUAUGUUCGGUUUUUAAAUCUAGGUACCCAUUAACAGUUCAUGUGGUUAACACCGGCUCAUUUAGGAUAAUGAAAAUGAAGUGAGCUAGAUGAAGUAAAGUUAAGUUAUAAAGGGAUUUAAAAUGCAGUAAGUUUUGAAAAUAGUAAGAUCAAACAAAAUAGAAAGUAUGGAGUUCAUGUUCAUUAGUCUUCCAACUUCUCAGGUGCCUAAUAGUUUACGUAUGAUAACAAAUAGCAAAGGUGGUUGAACUAUGAGAACGUGUCCAUCAGCCUUUGCAUCUAAAGGCUGUGGGUACGUCAUGCCUUCCUUUGUGUUUCUAACAUGCAACGUUUGUUUGAUACUGGAACCUGUACUCAUAUGUUCUGUAAAUAAUAUGAAGCUGUAUAUUUUUCAAAGUUUUUUUUAAGCUUUGGGGAAUCUUCUUUUGUUAAGAAAUUAAGGAAUAAAAGAACUGGAAAAAGAA
This is a messenger RNA of Otolemur garnettii (small-eared galago), 2116 nucleotides long. RefSeq names its product cardiolipin synthase 1 (gene CRLS1). Gene Ontology annotation, biological process: cardiolipin biosynthetic process. NCBI's taxonomy places the organism in Eukaryota, Metazoa, Chordata, Mammalia, Primates, Galagidae. The transcript is spliced from 7 exons. Gene Ontology annotation, molecular function: cardiolipin synthase activity. Gene Ontology annotation, cellular component: membrane; mitochondrion. The coding region runs from base 300 to 1205 and encodes 301 amino acids. The record is from RefSeq and is a predicted model, not a curated record.